GUAAAAAAGAUCAUAACAAUAAUAUUUGAUAAUAGAAGAUUAAAUAGAGAAAUCCUUCUAGAUCAAUUAUGAAAUUUAAAAAUGAGUAUUUACCUUAAAACUAGCUACUCCCAAGUCCCAAAUGACCCAAUGUACGGUUUCGAGAAAAAAAUGUUCACUCCCUCGUUUCCUCUCCCCAUCUUUCGGUGGAAGUUUCACCUGAACAAAUCUAUCGCAUGAGUAAUUUAUUGUCCCAAGAAAUUCUACUCCACUCGAGUCAAUCAGUGUACAUAAUCAUCAAAUAACAGUCAAGAUAAGGUCUUUCAAUGUCUCUGUGGCUCUGUACAGAAGUCCCUUCCCUUCUUCAAUCAAUGGCCGCCAGCACUCAUACAGGCAAGUUUUUUCUUACCUAUUUGCUCAUAUUUUCUGCUUUCCUUCGUAUAUCCUUCGUCAAUUCGGAAUUGGAAUCGGAAUCGGACUCAGAAUCAUCCCUUAUGAUUGAGAAAGAUAAUGAAAAUGAAGAAAAGUAUGAACCAAUACCCGAUGCUCUAGAUGUGCUAAACAGACACCAAGAACAACUAGAUAAGCUCGAGGGGUUAGUGAAAGAUCUAGGUAAAUUGGUGGUCAGAUUGGAAUCAAGAUUCUCGGAUUACCCAGAUGCUAGAAGUUUAGAAACUGCAAAACCCAGUGUUGGAAACUUACCCAAAGCUAAUUUUGAAGAGAACUUUGAAGGGAAUGCGAGAGAUUUCAGUGAUUCUUUCAAGGAGAAAUCUGGGGAGAAAGUUGGAGAGAAACUGCUAGCUGUUUCGGUUACAAAGUACAGUCCUUUUUGGUCUGAGAGGUUUAAAUUCCUCUCUGCCGUGAGAGUUGAUUCAGAUGCUACCUGUAUCAAUGUGUUGCCUUUCAAAGAUACUGACACCAUGAGCAAGUAUGUUGCAGUUGGAGAUUCUCGGGGUCAGAUUUACAUGUUCUCAAGAAACGGGGAUGUUUUGGUUGAAUUUAAAACAGCAUUAGAUGAUCCAAUCACUGCUCUUGCAUCAUUCUUGACACUUCACAAGAACGAGAGCGUUUUACUUACAGCUCAUAAGAAUGGUGUAAUUUUAAAGCACAGAGUUUGGGAGGUGGUGCAGAACGGGGAGGAGUGGCCUUCGCUUCGCAUAGAAACUGUUGGGAGGUUUGAGUCACCAGAAACCGGGGAAGGUGGGUCACCAAUCACUAGUUUGGAAGUGCAUCAUAUGGGGAGGAAUAGGUUUGUCUUGUCAGUAGAUUUGGACGGUAAUCUUAGGGUCUUUAGGGAGAACGGGUCGGUUUAUGGGUUGGCAGUGCCCAAAAGCAGACCACUCGCGUUCUUGAAACAAAGGCUUUUGUUCCUAACUGAAACGGGUGCGGGUUCGUUGGACUUGAGGACAAUGAGGGUCAGGGAGUCUGAAUGUGAAGGCCUAAACAACUCCUUGGCUAAAACAUAUGUUUUGGAUGCCAUUGAAUGGUCAAAAGCAUACGGCUUUACGUCCGAAGGUGACAUGAUCCAUGUUCUCUUCUUAGGAGAUAUAAUCAACUUCAAGUGCCGGGUCAGAUCCAAGAAGAAGCUGGAAGUGGGCAUGAACGAACCUCUUGCGUUUCAGGCCAUUAAAGGUUAUUUGCUCAUAUCUAACUUGGACAAGGUCUGGAUAUACAACGUGUCGUCUCAGCAAUAUGUCCGGACCGGUGGGCCCAAACUAGUUUCCUCUACAGGCCUUGAUGAGGUCAUGAAUUUGUUUCUCAACCACCAAUCCGCCGAUUUGGACCAUCAAAACAAGAAAAUGCUAACCCCACUUCUAGCUAGUGACCGUGAAAAGCUUGUCAUACUGGGGACCGGAAAUGGUUAUAUAGCAAUGUACCAUUCUAGCCUUCCAGUUAUCAAGAAUGAGUUUAACACCAUGCUAUGGACGAGUCCUGUUUUGCUCUUUAUCCUCUUUCUCUUUGGGGCGUGGCAUUUUUUUGCCAAUAAAAAGGAAGCGCUCACAUCGUGGGGCCCGGACGAUCCAUUUAGUUCCACUUCCGAUGGAACGACGCUGGGAUCUGAUAUAAUGGAACUAAGGAACGGCAGUUUAAGAGGAUCUGCUGGAAGGUUUGGGCCUCAAUCGCAGUUCCAAAAUUCUAGACCGUCUUCGGUUGAUCAAAGUUUUAGGGCUUCACCGGAACUGAAAUAUAGGGGCCCAAACCUUGACAACACUUCUGGUUUCCCGAAAAGAAGGGAAGGCAUUUUUGUCAACAGCCCAGUCAUGGACGAUAGCUGAAAGUGUGAUUUUUGAAGUAUACUGGUUGGUCCUAAUGCCAAAUGAAAGGUGUGUUUGGUUUGAAAACUGCAUAGGAGCCAACAUCUUAAUUGUUGAGCUACACACACACACACACUGUUAGUGUUAAACAGAGUGAUUACUGCUUCAGCUUAAUCUGUGGUUGACUUUCACAGUUUGGGGAAGGAAUAAAGAAGGCUUUUGAGCAUGGCUCUUUGCUGUCUUGAUGAAGUUCCUAUCCAGUUUUCAGUAAAACUUUCUUAUACUGUCAAUCUAUUUAUAUACACUUGUGAGAGAUUUUACACUAAUCUUUCCAGUUUGAUGCUCAGGGUUUUGUAUGAACAUUUCAUUCAAUUUAAUAAAACUCCUUAAAAACGUGUUUGUUAUUAAAUGAUUGAAACUGUGUGUACGAUAAACUCUUGAACAAUCU
This is a messenger RNA of Cuscuta campestris, 2682 nucleotides long. Lineage: Eukaryota; Viridiplantae; Streptophyta; Magnoliopsida; Solanales; Convolvulaceae. The record is from the annotation of a GenBank genome assembly.